AUGUUGCUGCCCGACGAGACGGCAGCUGCCCCUGCGAAUCCUUCCAAUCACGAGAACCCCACCUCAAGUGUCCCCAGCAGCGAGCAACCUAUUCGACCUCUCCCUCCCAACAGCACGAUUGUCCAUAGUGAGACCGUUGAGAACGGCACCGUUCAGACCGUCCGCCAGAUGAUGCUGGGCACCUCUUUCUUCUCAAAGAUGUCUAGCAUGUCUGGGCUCAGCUGCAAAGACUCUAAGAACGGGCCUCAGGGAUUCAGCAAGCGCUUUGCUGCUCUGCUGGACCACAAGGUUGAGAUCCGUCACCUGUCCGAGAACAAAGGGUAUAGGAGGUACGGCUCUUACCCAGACUGGCCCACGGCGAUGGAACAUUUCCAGGGGCAGCCUCAUGGAGAGGAGGUUUUGGUAGAGGGGAGGCCGUGCAAACCGUACCUGGACAUGGAGAGAGAUGGCGGCCUGCCGGAGGGGGAGACUCUUGAGAGCGUCAUUACACAGUUCCAGGACGCAAUCAUGCGGAUCUUCAUAGAGGACUAUGGCGUGAAGCUUGACGAGGCGGCCUUCAACUGGGUUCCCUGCGACUACGGCCCGGGCGGCAAGUUCAGCCUGCAUCUCAUCAUUUCUACGCACACCCCGCAGCUGGUCUUCCGCUCCAAUCUCGCACACACAGCGGAUCCGCAAGGGGCAGGACAGCUCGCACGCAGGCUCGCUGAAGUUCUCUCGCCACACUUAGCGGAGCUGAUUGACCAGGGUGAGGUUGACUUCAUCCGGGUUCCAACUAUUGCGCCCGACGCUGUCAAGGAGUGUAGACCUCUCAAGAAGUCAGCGGACAUGGCACACCUCAGCCCACACUCUGCCAACGCAUACAACACCCAGCGCUGUCUCGAGCUUCUGCAAGGUCUGCACCCGACCGCUUUCAAGCGAGGCUCAAGCAACCAGCUCAACUUCAGCUGGACGGAUCGGGAUGGGCCUCUGUAUGCGGACGCGAAAAGUUGGAAAGCGGGAGCCGUGGAGGUCAAUAUGCGAUAUUUGGGCAGGGACCCAUUGGUUGCUGGUCCUAUGGAUCUGCAAUUGAUCCGAGCUGGAAUCAGGCAAAUGACGGACGACGUUGUCUUCAACAGGCAGGUCAACAAGUUUCAAGCAGGAGACUUCCCGGCUCUACUCAUCCGGAGCCCUAUGGACACCGGUAAAUCCACUAUGGUCAAGCAGCUCUCCUCCAAAGAGCCGAGGCCAAAAACAAAGCUCAUGGUGACAUACCGGCAAACUCAAGCGAGCGACGCCCAGGGAAAGAACCCAGACUACUUCCACUAUAACGAUCUGAAGAGCAUGCCGGGCCGCUUCAACGAGCAGGGGCAUUUUGUGGAGGCUCUGGCCGACCGUGAACAGUUUCCCAACGUCAUCUGCCAGUUCGACAGCUUGCCGGGCCUCAUCGCUGCGGGAAGAUUUCUUGCACCUUUCGAUCUGGUCAUUCUUGAUGAGAUCGAGUCCAUCCUCUCCCACCUGUCUGCUUCGACCUUUCGAAACAGGCAUUCCACUGUCAAUCUGCUGGUGGAGAUUCUGCGGCAAGCAAAGAAAGUCAUCGCGCUCGAUGGUCAUCUAGGCCAACGAACCUUUGACUUUCUCACAAUGAACGAGAUCAAGUGCGGGCCUGUAGUCAUCAAUAGAUUUCUCCCUGAGAGGCCCCUGGAGUUUGUGUUCGUCAACGGGAAGGAAGGGCAUGAGUACUGGCAGAAUACGUUGCUCGAAUCGCUACGGAGUGGAGAGAACUGCAUCGUGUACUCGAUGUCUUCGAAUGAGGUCGAUCUGCUAGAGAGAGUCGUCCUUGAGGAGAAGAUACUGUCUGAGGCUGAGAUCCUAAAGAUCACACGAGACUCGUGCGGUGCAGUCAAGAAGGGUCUCGAGCAGGUGAACGAGCAAUGGACUAGACGCUUGGUCAUGCUGAGCCCUACCGUCGAGGCUGCGGUGGACUUCAACAAACCCUGGUUUGCCCGAGCCUUCAUCUACAUGUGCUUGGGAAGCACCACGCCAAGAGGUUUGGACCAAAUGAAGAGCCGCGUCCGCAAGCUCGGAAACCCCUCAGUCCUGUGCUUUGUGCAACAAGGUAUUGCUCUGCCUGUGGAGGAGGCCCCCUCCAGGUGCAGAGUGACAACCAACGACUUGGACUUUGCAGAAGCACCUAUGGCCAACACUAGGGCAUGCAGCGGAGUGGACACUGCUAGCAUUGCAAGCUUUGUUUCGGCUUCCACGG
Molecule: messenger RNA, 2242 nt
Organism: Klebsormidium nitens
Lineage: Eukaryota; Viridiplantae; Streptophyta; Klebsormidiophyceae; Klebsormidiales; Klebsormidiaceae
Source: the annotation of a GenBank genome assembly